CAGAAGCCGGUUCUUCAACUCAACGCAUCAUACCAUAUCGAGAGCUUCUGAGGUGGCUGGUGGGAAUAUUUCAAUUGACUAUGCUUCCAGUUAUACAAUUUGGUCCCCGACCGUCAUCCUUCUCCUUGAUACAACAUGGCCGCUGCCACACUCCUUCUGCGAAUGGUGCUCAUGGGCACUCAAGCGCAUUAUGAAUUUCAAGGUCGUAUUAUCGAUGAAAAGAGACUCGAUCACCUCCUCGUGUGCGGCAAGCAAAUCCUCUUCAAAUCACACCAAGAAAGCGAUGUUCGAUCCGCCUUGGGCUCCAACCCCAAGGUUUGGGAGGGCCUGGCCAAAGUCCUGACAUUCGCGAUUCCUGUGUUGGAGCAACAGUCCUUUGCUUGGAAAGGCCCAGACCCCUCGAACAUCGAUAACAACCGCGGUCCAAAUAGUAGUUCCUCCGAGCUCAUUGCUUCCCACUACCCCUCCCUCGUCAAGGACAUUGAACGACUCAAUGACCUCUGCACCAUCGCACGAAACCUGCUCGCGACCACAAAAAAGGCACAAAAUCUGGCCUCGGAAAAAGCUUUUGACCAACAGAUCCUCAAGCUCAUCGAUGUCUGCGUCAAAGUCACAGCUAGAGGCUUUGACGGCCCCGAGGUAAAUCCCCGCAGCGAGGAACGAUGGCAAAAGGUGGUUAAUCUGUACAAGCGGCUUUUGAUCACAUGUCUCCAAUUUCUGCAUAACUUCAUCAUGCAUAAUGAACAAAGAAAGCUGGUUCUCUGGCUUGAUCUCUUUGGUCAAUCUCGCUCAGUCGAGGAUGAGGAACAUACCCUGGAUGACUCCAACGCUCAGGCAGAUGCGCUUGCUAGUCAACAGACGCAGGCUGCCCAAGAGGAAAGAAUCAGGGCCGCUGUGGAAAAUCUGGGACAAGCUGAUGCUGAUCGAAUCAAGAAUGGCGAACUUGAAUACAGCCUUGAUGAUGUUCAUGCCUUGUUUGAUUUGAUGAGCACCAACAAAAAUCCCGACCCUGGAACCAGGGAAGCAGCCAAGAUCCUGAUGGACAAGAUUAAAAAGGAUCUAGAGGCUACUUCUGGCUUGACCUCGGAUCAACUCGAUAACAAUCCUGACAUCUUGUUGAAAUAUGGGGCCGAGUUACGAGACAAGCUUGCAGGAACGGGCAACCGUGCAGCUCCCGGUGCGAUAAAUCAGGCAGCGGGGGAGACUGCUGUCGCAGUGGCCGCAGAUACGAUCAGUCGGCGGAAAGCAUCACCGUGGAAUGGUUUGCCCGAUUUCUCUUCAUACGGCGACAUCAACCCCAACCAGACAUUGACUGAAGAAGAUUUGACCAUGCCACGAACGGCUCAAUCUGCCGCCGCAACAUUGCAGGAAGCCAAAGAUGAGCUCAUGGCACGUUUGCACGAAUCCCAAGGUUAUCAGGAUAGCAUCCCAUUUUCUCUAGAUGAAGAUGGCAACCCAGUCCCUACAUAUGAUGAGGAUGACCUGGAUGAUAGUGGCGAUGAAGAGAGUGUGGACGAAGAUGAAGAGGACGAUGAGGACGACUAUGGGCGGUCCUCAGACCAGGAGAGAGGUCUCUUGACCGAUGUGCCUCUCGUUCUAGGACCCACUGAGAUUGAAGCAUUACCAAUGAUCAUACAGGCUGGGAUUGUGGACAAUUUUGGAUCCAAAGAAGCAGCUCGAAACGGCGGACGAAAUAUGCAGGCCGUGAGAUGUCACAUUCUUCUUGCUCAAGAGGCCGGUCGAAAUGUUCUCCGGGAGCUACUCAUUUUUAUUGCAGCCUGGGAUUUACCCGACGACGAGUUCUAUUUCAAGAUGAUGGUCCAGAUCAUGGAGGCCAUCCUCAAGAAUGGACUCAUGUCGCAUGCUUACGCCGACUUUGGGCAGCCCAAAGAUAUCAUUUCUCCCGCACAAGCCGUGGUCAUCAAGAUUCUGACGCACAUUUUCCGGUCGAAAUACAGCCCGGCAGCUGUGGUGCAGGACAACAACCAGUCCGUACAAAAGACCCGAAUUCCAUCAGCCCUGAGCCGAGUGGACGUCUUGACUGUUAGAUAUAUUUUCAUCGUCUUUCGCGGCAACAUUAUCCCUGAAACGUGUGCACUCAUCUAUCUUCAGGGCCAAAUCCGUGCAGGACUUGCCUUGGCCGAGGAUUUCCCUCUUAACCUGUGGGAUAUGGAGCGAGUCUACGAAGGGGUCUAUCAGUUCCUGGAGUUCUUCGCCGUCCUCACAGAGAACAAUGACUGGAAACGGCUAUUGGUGCAAUGGGAGAUUGUCUAUGAUUUGGUGACUUUGAUCAAAGAGCUUGACGCCAGUAUUGCAAAGGUGGCGCUCACUCAGACGAUGCCCGCACCAACAGCCGCGCAAUCAUCAGCAGCUACUGCAGAGCCAUCGUCUCAGUCAUCCAACGUUGAAAGACCGUACGAUCCAAGCACACCAGCAACGACCAACCAAGUGGAACCGUCUAGCGCGACGUCAGGUGCGGGUCAGUCCCGUCAAUCUCCACCGCCAGCUAUUACGGAAGAACCGGCAGAUUUUGAAUGGCGCAACCUCAAGAAGUUGAUUGUCCUGGUCCUCUCCAGUCUGGUGUGGAAAUCCCCUACCGUUCAGAAUCAAAUCCGGGAAUACGGAGGAGUCGAGACGAUUUUGAGUUGCACACAAUAUGAUGCAUGUAACCCAUACAUUAAAGAACAUGCCAUCAUGUGCUUGAAAUUCCUCCUUGAAGCCAAUCCGGAAAACCAGAAGCUCGUGAGCAGUCUCGAAGCUCGAGAAGUUGUGCCCAAUGGGCCCAGUGGUCGAGAGGAACUUGAACGGAUGGGAGUGGAUGUUAGUUUGAGUGAGGAGGGCAAGGUCAAAGUCAGCGGCCGAUCGAGCACUCGAAGUGCGUCAGGUUCGGCCCGAAGAAAUGAGGCAAUGAACCGAGAAAGACAAAGGGAAAAGAUUGCCCGAGAGAGAAUGGAGCAAUUGACGGUGAAUGAUGGUGUGGGCGAGUUUGACGAAGAAGUAGAUUUUAUGUGAUGGGUGAUGGGUCAAGGACCGACAUGGAUACGAUGGAGAUGAGAUGAUCACGACAUGGAUACUGAGGAUGACGCUGUGGGAAGCAUCAUGUACAGCUGAGGAUGGUGGCUAUGCACAUAGAGUUGUACAGCAUUCGUUGUGGCUGACUAGUAUCAGGUCAAUAUUGAGGCCUUGAACAUAGAGGCUGAGUAUAAUAAUCAAUGAUUAAUCA
Messenger RNA from Exophiala mesophila, 3223 nucleotides. RefSeq lists its product as uncharacterized. The coding region runs from base 136 to 3012 and encodes 958 amino acids. The transcript has 2 exons. Gene Ontology annotation, cellular component: cytosol. Lineage: Eukaryota; Fungi; Ascomycota; Eurotiomycetes; Chaetothyriales; Herpotrichiellaceae. The record is from RefSeq and is a predicted model, not a curated record.